Messenger RNA from Panicum virgatum (switchgrass), 960 nucleotides. RefSeq names its product N-alpha-acetyltransferase MAK3-like. Gene Ontology annotation, cellular component: NatC complex. The record is from RefSeq and is a predicted model, not a curated record. Lineage: Eukaryota; Viridiplantae; Streptophyta; Magnoliopsida; Poales; Poaceae. Gene Ontology annotation, biological process: N-terminal peptidyl-methionine acetylation. The transcript has 4 exons. The coding region runs from base 90 to 695 and encodes 201 amino acids. Gene Ontology annotation, molecular function: protein-N-terminal amino-acid acetyltransferase activity.
CCCGUUUACGCAUUCGGCCAUCGCCGGCGCGCUCGCCAAUCAGCGAAACAGCGCCGCCGCCCCGCGCUCCUCGUCGGCCGCCUGCGUCGAUGUCGGCGGCGGCCGCCUCGUGCGGCGCCCCCUCGCCGUCUCCCGCCUCCGGCACCGGCGGCGGGGGCGGGGAGAUCACCUACGUGAGCUACGGCGGGGAGCAGCACCUGCCGCUGGUGAUGUCGCUGGUGGACGCGGAGCUCAGCGAGCCCUACUCCAUCUUCACCUACCGCUACUUCGUCUACCUCUGGCCGCAGCUCACCUUCCUCGCGUUCGAUGCCAAGGAGGGAAAGUGCGUGGGCACGGUGGUGUGCAAGAUGGGGGAGCACCGGGGCGCCUUCAGGGGCUACAUCGCCAUGCUCGUCGUCCUCAAGCCCUACAGAGGAAGGGGAAUAGCAACUGAAUUGGUUACUAGAUCUAUUCAGGUAAUGAUGGAAUCUGGCUGUGAGGAGGUGACACUUGAAGCCGAAGUUACAAAUAAGGGUGCCCUUGCUCUAUAUGGUCGCCUGGGGUUUAUCCGAGCAAAGAGGCUGUAUAGAUACUAUCUCAAUGGCGUCGAUGCUUUUCGCCUGAAACUAUUGUUUCCACGCCCUGAUCCUGGCUUGCCUCCGAUGGUGAUCGGCAACGAAGGGGAUGACCAGCAGAUUGAUUCCCCAUACUUGUGACAGUACUCUUUUGAGUAGGUAGAAUGUCUUGCCCUUUUUGCACUUCUGUUUCGAAGCUUUCACAACUCAAAUAUAACUGUAAGGAUGUUGUUUGUGCUUACAACUCUCAUAUAUUUCUGCCUCUUUGUUAAGAAUGUUGCAAAGUUUGUAUUUUUACCAUCAUCGUUGAGCACUGCAGAUCUGCAAUUCGUUUGCUCAGUGAAUGUAUGUUGCAGUGUCCCAAACCACUAUUGAAUUUAAAUGUGAAUAUUGACAGUCUUCUCAA